Molecule: messenger RNA, 615 nt
Organism: Sphenostylis stenocarpa
Lineage: Eukaryota; Viridiplantae; Streptophyta; Magnoliopsida; Fabales; Fabaceae
Source: the annotation of a GenBank genome assembly
AUGUAUGCUGAUCGGGUGGAGAGUGGACCUCGGAGAUCAGUGAAGGAACGUCUUGAUAGGAACUUCCUCACUGAUUCUACUCGCCAACAGAAAGUCACCGGAAAGAGGCAGAGGCAAGAUGACAAGUGGAAACAUGAUCUAUAUGCUGAUGAACCCCGGCUCUAUAAUCGCAAGGUCACUGCUCAAGAUCUUCGUUUGAAGCUUCAAAAGAAAGGUCUUCAUCCUGGAGGUCAAACUGGAAAGAGUUCUGUUCCUGGUGAGAGGGAUCUCCGUGAAAGGCUAUCAGGGACAAUGAAUCCACAACCAAAAAACUAUGACCCACCAAAGCCUAAAGUUGUUGCUAAACCUAGCAGUAAAAGUAUUGAUGUUGAGACUCCUGCAAUACAUAUCAAAAGAUCAGCGAAUCCAAUUCCUAAAAAGGUGUCCCGAAAGGCUGACGCUUCCUUGGAUGAAUUUUUGCUGUCACUGGGUCUCGAAAAGUAUCUCAUUAGUUUUCAGGCUGAAGAAGUUGAUAUGACUGCACUCAAUCAUAUGACUGAUGAAGAUCUCAAGGCCAUGGGUAUUCCAAUGGGACCAAGAAAGAAGAUACUUUUAGCCUUAGAGUCAAAAGACUGA